This is a messenger RNA of Amphiprion ocellaris (clown anemonefish), 4033 nucleotides long. RefSeq names its product coiled-coil domain containing 105 (gene tektl1). NCBI's taxonomy places the organism in Eukaryota, Metazoa, Chordata, Actinopteri, Pomacentridae. The record is from RefSeq and is a predicted model, not a curated record. The transcript is spliced from 8 exons. The coding region runs from base 1156 to 2556 and encodes 466 amino acids.
UUCAGCAAAUAUCAUUGCCCUCCUCAAAAGGAAAACUGGAGAAAGGAGAGUUUAAUUCUCAUUUUGAAUGAAUUCUGUCUAAAUGAACAUGUAUACUUUGUCUAACUUCUCAGCUAAAAAUUUAUAUUAUUUGUGUGUGCGUGUGUGUGUGUGUGUGUGUGCGUGUGCGUGUGCGUGUGCGUGUGCGUGUGCGUGUGCGUGUGCGUGUGCGUGUGCGUGUGUGUGUGUGUGUGUGUGUGUGUGUGUGUGGGAUAGACCUCUUAGCUUGCAUUGUGAUAGAAGGGAUCUUUUUAAACUUGAAAAAAUGUAGGGAAAAAGACAAAACAUACAAUGGAUUUUGGGGUUUAAAUUUUUCCUUGAUUUUUUAAUCUACCCAUUAUCAGAGAUUAUUUGAUCGACUUGUCAUUACAGUGAUUGAAGAGAAAAUUUCAUUUUUCUUUCUGUAACAAUUCCUAAGAUAUGAUCAUGCAAUCAGUCUCAAAUUUCAAUGUGUGAAAAAACCUGCAGAAAGUGGGUUCAUGGACAACAACAACAAAAGAAAUCUUGCAAAGUGUUUGAUGUAUCAGGCAAAAAUCUCCCCAAUUACCUUUAUAAAUAUCCAUUUUUAGUCUAUAAAAUUUUCUGCCCACCCUGGGUCGCUCUUUGGCUUUGCCUCUAAAUAAGUUAAACUGCUGAUCAGAUAUCAAAAUUGUUCAGCAAUAUUUUGCAUAUUUCCAUUUAUAUCUAAUGUGUUUAUUUAAUGUUAGUCUUUGUAUUUACAUUUUAGGUUAAAACUGCCUAAUAUGAGCCCCUGUGUUGAAUUUUGGUGUGCACUGUGAUGGCUCAACUACAAGAACAUUGUGUAUUCACAGUAAGAUAUCACCAAAACAUACAUCAACAAUAAAGAAAUGAAUGAAACUCAUUGAAAAGUUAUAAUUUCAUUGCAUUUUCAUUUAUAAUACCUGCUUGACUGAACACCAUAUAAAGGUUAAAAGAAAGUGCAGCAGCAGGUGUCCGGUGUUGCCUGAGCUUGACGGUCCAAUCAGCAAACAGUUUCAAGUUACUCCAGGAAGUGUUGCUAUGGAGACCAGAGCAUCAAAACUUUGCAGCCAGUUUCCAGCCUGGAUGCCUCCCAGCGGGUGAACAACUGGGUUUAUCCUAUUAGCCUGCGGAGGAAUGCAGGUCCAGUCGGUUCCUCUCGGCUCUGUAACCAUCGGACCGCGGUCUUGGAGCGAUGGGACGGUCCGGUCCAUCCGGCGGGCGGAGCGCCUGGUCCGGCAGACUCGCGCCGGGCGGUCCGCAGCCUGCAGCCGGCCCCGGAGCUGCAGCGCCGCCGCCGGCUCCAGCCCGGAGGACGCCGCAGAAACAGGCGCAGAUAAGACAAGAGCGCAGGAAUGCGGACAGAGUCGUGACUCCGUCCGCAAAAAUAAGAUGUCGAGGCCUCAAACUACCGGAGUGACGUUCCCUGCCGGAUUCCAGAGGACGUCUGGGGUCCCGUUCCCGUCCUCCAGCCUGCGGGAGCAGUGUGCCGAGAGCAGCGCCUCUGUGGCCGUGGACUACAUGCGGAGGGUUCGGGAGGUGGAGGUCCAGCUGCGCAGACAGGCCGGCAGGGUGACGGAGGAGGGGGUGAGGCUGCAGAGGGAGCGAGGCCACGUGGAGAGGAUGCUGCUCAGCAUCAGGACCAGUCUGACCGUCAACAGGAGGAGCUCGGAGGGCAGAGCCAGGAGGCCUCACACUGCUGAGACGGAGAGCGACGGUGCCGAUUACCUGCUGCUGUGCGAGAAAAGAGAGCUGGCCGAGUUGAAACAGAAUCUGGAGGGAGUUCUGGGAGCCACACUGACCCAACUGCAGGCUCUGGGUGUGAGCAGCAGGCGGCUGCUGGACUGUGCAGCUGAACGGGCUCAUGUCCUGGAGCUGCUGCCUCACAGCGGCUCUGCUGGAGGAUACAGCACCACCGCUCACACCUCCACCAAAACAGACCCCAUCGGACCCUUUACACCAGAGUGUAAACAGGUUUUAGAGUCGUCCACUCAGACAGUGAAGCAGUCACAGCUGCUGAGGGAAAACAUCAGACGGAUGCUAACCGGCGCCAUCAGCAGGCAGAAAGCUGCUCAUCGCUCCGUCAACGAUGGCCUGGUGAAGAAAAUUGCAGAGACAGUCAGUCUGCAGCAAAAUCUGACUGUGACGUCUGCGGCCGCCAGACAGGCCAUGUUUCGCAAGCAGAGAGAAAUUAACUGUAUUCGUCACAGCCACGACAGAGCACAGGGUCCAGAGUACAGUGGAGACAUACUGUCCAGAGAGAAGCUCAACAGGCCUGUGGUGCAGGUUUACCAGAGACAUCCGGGGACUCAGUUACCUGAGGCUGCUCAGCUCAUUCAGGGCAGCGUGUUGCUGAGGCGACACCGACAGGCCUCUGAAGGCGAGCUGGUGAGGCUGCAGCGCACCUGUCUGCAGCUGCUGGACGACCUGCACGGCAAGACAGCGGCAGCUCAGGUGGACGCAGCCGUCGUCCGCAUGAGGCGCCAGCAGGUCGACAAGAGAGCCAUGCCCACUUUCCUCCAGCAGGGGGCGCUCUGAAGCCAGCUCCCUCUGCCUGGGGCUCAGAGGAGCUGCAGCAGGCCAGUGGAGAGAAAAGAUAGUGUUAAUUCUAAUGUGUGGUGAGAAACAGGCAGGAGCCACGUGCAAAACUCAAUCUCACUUUAAGGCCAAAAGUAUAGGGACACCUCUAUUUUCACGUGCACUGUUGGUCUUGGGCAGUUUUUCAUAGUUUUCACUGUGUGUUCUGUCACUGUUCAAAGAGGAUUUUUGCUCAGUUGAUCUUUGCUGGAGGGGUUGUGUUGGUCCACCUUUCUCUCUAAAAUACCCAAAAGGUGUUUUAUUGGAUUCAAGUCAGGCUGCAUACUUGUCCGAGUCGUAGAUUUCACUUGUGUUAAACACUUGUGUGAUUUUUCUGCUUUGGAUGGUUCUCACGAUGGAAUAUUCCUCUUCUUACAAGCAGCUACAGACUGGAAGUCAUCUUGUCAGACAGUAUAUGAUAUAUCCACAGACAUGCAUCUAUAAAUGUCAUGGCAUGUGCAAAAUUAAUCUCACUCUUAGGUCAAAAGUUUAUGGACACGUAUGUUUUCAUGUGCACUGUUGUUCCUGGGCUGUUUUUCAUGGCUCUCGCUGUGCCUUUUAGUUUCAGUUCAAUUUUGGCGCUAACUAAAGUGUAUUUAUUUAAGGGAACAGUGUGCUUCUAGAAAAAAGAAGUUCUGUUUCAGGUACUCUCAUGCACAAACUAAUGUCAUUUAGUUUUGGUUGGAAAAACUAAUCUGAUCUGACUUCAGUCCAAUUCAGUUCAGUUCAUCCAUCCAUCCAUUAUCUAUACACCGCUUUAUCCUCAUCAGGGUUGUGGAGGGGCUGGAAACUAUCACGGCUGACUUAGGAAGAAGGUAGGGGACACCCAGUCUAUCACAGGACUACACAUAGAGACAAACAAGCACACUCACAUUCACACUCAGCAUGUACAGGGAGAACAUGCAAACUCCAUGCAGAAAGAUCCCAGGCCCAGGCAGGGACACAAACCAGGGAUCUUCUAUCUGUGAGGGGACAGUGCUCACCACUGGGCCACUGUGCAGCCCUCAAUUCAAUAACAUUUUAUUUAUAUAGCGCAAAUUCACAACAUAUGUCAUUUCACAGCUCUUAAUAUAGUAAGGAACAGACCUUACAAAUUUUAAACAGAGAACAGAAAACCCAACAAUCCAAAACUGCCUAUGGAUUUUCUAUGAGCAAGCAGUCAGUUUCAAUGGGAAGGAACAACAACAACAAAAGAAAAACAAAAUACGGAGGGGGAAAAAAACUAACUCUGAUGACACUAGGCUCAGGGAAGGGGUGAGAGAGUCCACAUCCUAUAUUAUAUACAACCUAUAUUUAAUCCGGUCAGCUCAUCAAGAGUUUGUUUUCAAUAGAGACCCGAGUCCAGCAGCAGAAUUACACAGACCUCUGAAUGUGUUCGAAACCAAAAGUUUAAAGACCCCCUUUGAUGAAAUCUAGUUUUUUUGCUUUGUUAACGUGU